AAAAGAAAAGAAAAACUUUUUUGUUUUUGAUGCAGCAACGCUGAUUUUCGACUGCAGCAGACAAAAGGCAACGUGAAACGUAUUUUAUUGGUGAAAAAACCGAAAAACGGCAGUUCAGUUGUUAAGAAACAUUAGCAAACUGCCUUCUGAUGAACCCUUCCACUCGCAGCAAGCCGAAGAAGAACUCGAGCAGUUCCGACAGUGAGGAUCAUUCGAACGACGACAUCUGGGACGAUACGCUCAUCAUUCGCAACUACGACGAAUCGUUGGCCAUGGUCAAGGAAGAGGUAGCCAAACGUUUGGCCAUGAAAACCAACAAAAAGAUGCUGUCGGGGGGCGCUGCUGCCGCUGCCGAGAAGUCUGCUGGGGGAUCGAAUUCAACGGCUGCCUCAGCGGAAGAGAAGAACUCGAAAAAGGCUCCAGCACCGGAAACGGAUGGUGCCGUGGCUGGUGUCAGCGGAACACAGGACGAGGACACCGAGUCAUCCGGAUUGGAUGUUAGCAUUUCGCCCAACUUCGAGAAGGGGGCAAGCGAGACUGGGGCCAAGCCCGUGUACAAAGUCGGCGAUUAUUGUCGGGCCACCUACGAAGAUGGCGUCGAUUAUGAAGCUAAAAUCCUGGCCCUAAACAUAUCCGGGGACGCCUUGAUUCGCUACGUUGGCUAUAAUAACGAGCAGACGGUAGUGAUCGAAGAUUUGGUACCCUCCUGGGGUAGAAAGGCUCGACGCAAGCAGCGGGAAGAUGCCGCUGACCUGGCCGCUGCAGAAGUCCCUGCAAGUCAGAUGGACAUAAGCGACGAGGAACACGAAAAAUUGACUAAGAAAGCCAGCAAAAUCCGCAUCAACAUUGACCCGAACUUUAAAAUGCCAAAAGGACCGGCCCCGAAUCGGGCGGCUAACGCUGGUUUUAGUGCGGCCAUGCGAGGUGCCGCUUUCAUGGUUCCACCUCCACCUCCAAUGCCCCCGAUGCUCCAAGAUGAAAACGAUCUCGAACAGGAGAAUCUGUCCGCCAUGCUCAUGUCCUGGUACAUGAGCGGCUACUACACCGGACUGUACCAUGGCCAGAAGAUGAACCAAAAACGACCACGCCCAUCCUAAGCAGGUGGUCGAGCUUUGUUUUAACGUUGAGACAUAUGACUUUUGUAGGUAUGUAAGCAUUAUCAUUAUUAGUUGAACUGAAGUGAACUCCUUUUUUUCGUUUCUAAUGAAUUGAAACACUUUUAUUAUUUUUUCGUUCUUAAGAGAUACAAUUAAAACGCGAAUAUACUAGUAUUAAAAGUUGCUUACCCAUAUGCUUAAUUUUAUUAUUGAGAAAUUUAUUCCGGAAGCUUUAGGAUUGAUUGCCGAAUUUUCGAUUCCAUUCGCGAUGUUUUUCAAUCAGAUUGCACGACGCCGGUUGUUGUAGCUCAAGAGCUUUUUGUAGCUGUUCAAAGCCAACGUCCUGGCUUAUCGAAGUACUUUUGUUUUGUUGUAAC
Messenger RNA from Uranotaenia lowii, 1474 nucleotides. RefSeq names its product survival motor neuron protein (gene Smn). NCBI's taxonomy places the organism in Eukaryota, Metazoa, Arthropoda, Insecta, Diptera, Culicidae. The coding region runs from base 150 to 1097 and encodes 315 amino acids. The transcript is spliced from 3 exons. The record is from RefSeq and is a predicted model, not a curated record.